AUGUUGUGGCUAAAAAAGCACAAUCCCCAAAUCUCAUGGGAAAAGCACACGCUUGUUUUUAAUUCAUCAUAUUGUUCCAAAAACUGUUUAUCAAUCCCUGCCGUCUUAGAACUUAAAGCGGUAGAAGAAAUCCCCACCCCUUACCAAGAAUUUUCCAAGGUUUUUUCCAAGGAAGAAUCAUCCAAAUUGCCACCUCACCGCCCUUACAAUAUUGCUAUUGAAUUGCUCCCUGACGCAAAACCCCGGCAUGGCCCCAUAUAUAGUCUAGGGCCAAGGGAAGAUGCAGAACUGAAGGGAACCAUAGAGAAACAACUUAAGGCUGGCCUGAUUUGUCCCUCCAAAUCUCCUAUGGCUUCCCCAAUUCUAUUUGUCAAAAAGAAGAAUGGGAAGCUACGCAUGUGUGUGGAUUACCAACGCCUAAAUAGCAUGACCAAGAAGAAUGUAUAUCCUCUACCAUUGCCACAAAACUUGAUUGAGAAGCUACAAGGUGCAAAGAUUUUUAGUAAAUUCGAUCUCAAGGCCAGAUAUAACUUAGUCCAAAUUAAAGAAGGCAAUGAAUGGAAAACAGCCUUCAAGACAAAAUACGGACUAUUUGAGUACUUGGUUAUGCCCUUUGGGUUAACAAAUGCGCUGGCGGCUUUUCAAGAUAUGAUGAACAAAAUAUUCAGGGAUCUUCUGGAUGUUUAUGUCAUCAUAUACCUGGACGAUAUCCUAGUCUUCUCCUUGAACAAAAAAGAUCAUGAAAUUCAUGUGCGCAAAGUGCUAAAGAGGCUACAGGACAAUGACCUCUUUUGUAAUAUUGAAAAAUGCCACUUCCAUGUCAAGAAGAUUGACUAUCUAGGGUUCAUUAUAUCUGAAUUUGGUAUAGAAGUCGACCAAUCUAAAGUCACGGAUGCCAUGAAUUGGUCAACACCUAAGAAUGUCAAAAACAUCCAAGAAUUCUUAGGAUUUGUGAACUUUUAUAGACAAUUUAUCCCCAAUUUUGGUAACUUGGCACGACCCCUAUACAAUUUGCUCAAAAAGGACAGCCUAUGGAAAUGGGAAUUGGCGGAACAACAAUCCUUUGACAGUUUAAAGAAAUGCCUCACUUCAGCGCCACUACUCCUACAGCCGGAUACAACAAAACAGUUCUACAUAGAAUGCAAUGCAUUGGACUAUGCCACUGGAGCUAUAUUAUCCCAACGCAACCCUGAAGGGAAACUAGCUCCAGUAGCCUAUCUAUCCAAGUCACUGUCCCCUGCUGAAAAGAAUUACGACAUUUUUGACAAGGAACUAUUGGCAGUCAUUAGGGCAUUUAAAGAAUGGCGCCAUUUACUGGAAGGAUCAGAGUUACCAGUUCAAGUUCUAACAGAUCAUAAGAAUUUGGAACCUGGGGCACAGAAUAAAAAGGCGGAUAUCCUUUCUCAACGCUAUGAUUUAGUACCCCUUGAAGGGGGGGUAGAGAACCAGGUUCUCCUGAAACCGGAACUUUUUAUUGCAUCUAUUACUCCGGAUCAAGAGAUCAAUGACCUAAUUGGCAAAGCUAUUUACGAGGAUGACCAUCUGAAAGAAAUCCUGCACAAACUCCAGAACAAGGAAAAGAUCUUGGAUUGGGAAUUGAAAGAAGGGCUACUAUGGUAUCAGGGAAAAAUCUUUGUACCUAAAGACAAUACCAUUAGGAACCUUAUUUUAGAAUCUAGGCAUGACGCCUUGGCAGCAGGACACCCAGGACAAGCCAGGACAUUUGUUAUAACCUCCUGA
Molecule: messenger RNA, 1740 nt
Organism: Rhizoctonia solani
Lineage: Eukaryota; Fungi; Basidiomycota; Agaricomycetes; Cantharellales; Ceratobasidiaceae
Product: Retrotransposable element Tf2 protein
Exons: 2
Coding region: 1-1740 (579 amino acids)
Source: RefSeq, a predicted model, not a curated record